This is a messenger RNA of Ipomoea nil (Japanese morning glory), 845 nucleotides long. RefSeq names its product peptidyl-tRNA hydrolase, mitochondrial-like. Lineage: Eukaryota; Viridiplantae; Streptophyta; Magnoliopsida; Solanales; Convolvulaceae. The record is from RefSeq and is a predicted model, not a curated record. The transcript has 9 exons. The coding region runs from base 171 to 824 and encodes 217 amino acids. Gene Ontology annotation, molecular function: peptidyl-tRNA hydrolase activity.
AUACAAGAAUGCUAAGAAAUUAGGAUUAUUGGAAGCUAUAUAUGCCAUUGUCUUCAAGCAAGCUACCAGGAGAGGGAUCUUCUUCUUCAAUUCGAGAGCUAUUAGACAACAUAAUUAUUAUGGUUUCUUGUGCCAAAGUAAAAUAAGGUUUUUCUUGUGGAAGAAUAAAGAUGCUUAGUAGGAUAUGCAGACGUAGAUUCAGCUCUGAUUUUCCUCAACCAUGGCUCUUUAUUGGGCUGGGCAAUCCUGGUGAUAAAUACAAGGGAACAAGACAUAAUGUUGGAUUUGAUAUGGUAGAUGCAUUUGCACAGUCAGUUGGCAUCCAGAUGGAUGAUGUACAUUGCAAAGCUAUAUUUGGGAAAGGUUUCCUUAAUGGAGUUCCCGUUUUCCUUGCUAAGCCCCAAACUUAUAUGAAUUUGAGUGGUGAAUCUAGUGGACCACUUGCUGCAUAUUAUAAGCUUCCACUCAACCGCGUGAUUGUGUUUCAUGAUGACAUGGAUUUGCCAUGUGGGGUACUUCGUCUUCACCCUAAAGGAGGUCAUCAUAGUCACAAUGGGUUAAAGAGUGUGAUUUAUCAUUUUCGUGGAAACAAAGAGUUUCCUCGAUUAAGAAUAGGCAUUGGAAGACCUCCUGGUCAAAUGGAUCCGAAGGCAUUCUUGCUUCAAAAGUUUAAUGCAACUGCUCGAGAACGGGUUGAUGUUGCUUUACAAGAAGGGGUUGAUGCGUUGAAACAGCUCUUAUCCAAAGGCUUAACAGAAUCUGCGAGGUGUUUUAACACUCAACAAAAGUACAAGCAUAUAAGAUUACAGACAAUCCGGACAUGAUCAUGAUUAUAUUCAAGCCUU